Molecule: messenger RNA, 504 nt
Organism: Nicotiana tabacum (common tobacco)
Lineage: Eukaryota; Viridiplantae; Streptophyta; Magnoliopsida; Solanales; Solanaceae
Source: RefSeq, a predicted model, not a curated record
AUGGGUUUUCCUAAACCUAUAGGAAUUAUGGGUUUUCUAAAAAUACAAGGAAAUAAUUCAAGCCACAAAAUAACACUUUUAUUUUACCAACAAGAAACGAAAAAGCAGCGCCAACAGAUACAGAUGAUCCAAAAUUCAAACAUGCAUCUUGUUGGUGAAGGCUUAAGCUCUUUGAACGUUAGGGAGCUGAAGCAGUUGGAGAACAAACUUGAACGAGGCAUUACUAGAAUUAGGUCAAAAAAGCAUGAGAUGAUACUAGCUGAAACUGAGAAUUUGCAUAAGAGGGAAAUCCAACUUGAACAAGAGAAUGCAUCCCUCAGAUCAAAGAUAGCUGAAAAUGAGAGGCUUCGGGAACUAAGCAUGAUGCCAGCUGGGGGGCAAGAAUACAGUGCAAUUCAACAAUAUUUAGCAAGAAAUAUGCUUCAACUUAAUAUGAUGGAAGGAGGAGUCCCUAAUUCCUAUCAUCAUCAAUUGCCAACUGACAAGUCCCUAGAGCUUCAGUAG